This is a messenger RNA of Tupaia belangeri chinensis (Chinese tree shrew), 945 nucleotides long. Its product is annotated as olfactory receptor 2Z1. Gene Ontology annotation, molecular function: G protein-coupled receptor activity; olfactory receptor activity. Lineage: Eukaryota; Metazoa; Chordata; Mammalia; Scandentia; Tupaiidae. The transcript has a single exon. Gene Ontology annotation, cellular component: membrane. Bases 1 to 945 code for a protein of 314 amino acids. The record is from RefSeq and is a predicted model, not a curated record. Gene Ontology annotation, biological process: G protein-coupled receptor signaling pathway.
AUGGGGGUAGCAAAUCAGUCCAUGGCUUCAGAUUUCAUUCUUGUAGGACUCUUCAGCCACUCUGGACCACACCUGGUCCUCUUCUCCCUUGUGUGCGCCAUGUUCACCACAGGCCUUCUGGGCAACACCAUCCUGUUCUUCUUGAUCUGGACAGACACUAGGCUCCACUCACCCAUGUACUUCCUGCUCGGCCAACUCUCACUGUUGGACAUUGGGUUUCCAUUGGUCACCAUCCCCAAGAUGGCGGCCAACUUCUUGCAGGGAGGGAGUUCCAUCUCCUUCGGAGGCUGUGCAGCUCAGAUGUUCUUCCUGAUGUCAGUGGGUGUCUCUGAGGGUGUCCUGCUGUCUCUCAUGUCUUAUGACCGCUACGUGGCCGUGUGCCAUCCCCUGCAUUAUGCCAUGCUCAUGAGACCCCAGGUCUGCCUGCUCAUGGUGGGCACUUCCUGGUUCUCAGGCGUGCUGGUGGCCUCCAUCCAGACGUCCAUCACUCUGCACUUCCCCUACUGUGCCUCACGCACAGUGGACCACUUCUUCUGUGAGGUGCCCGCCCUACUGAAGCUCUCCUGUGCAGACACCUCUACCUAUGAGUUGGCGCUGUCCGUGUCAGGAGUACUGAUCUUGCUUCUGCCCAUCUCGCUCAUCGCCACCUCCUACAGCCAUGUGUUGGGGGCUGUUCUCCGCAUGCGCUCAGCAGAGGCCCGGCGCAAAGCCUUCACCACGUGCUCCUCGCACAUCACCGUGGUCGGGCUCUUCUAUGGCGCAGCCGUGUUUAUGUACAUGGUACCAGGCACCUACCACAGCCCACAGCAGGACAAUGUGGUCUCCCUCUUCUACAGUCUCAUCACCCCCACACUGAACCCCCUCAUCUACAGCCUGAGGAACAGAGAAGUUCAAGUGGCCUUGGUCAAGGUCCUUAGCAGAGCUGGUGUUCGGUCAAAGAGAUGA